This is a messenger RNA of Eriocheir sinensis (Chinese mitten crab), 9635 nucleotides long. Its product is annotated as neuroglian-like. The record is from RefSeq and is a predicted model, not a curated record. Lineage: Eukaryota; Metazoa; Arthropoda; Malacostraca; Decapoda; Varunidae. The coding region runs from base 609 to 7289 and encodes 2226 amino acids. The transcript is spliced from 35 exons. Gene Ontology annotation, molecular function: protein binding.
GUGCCAGCUUGGUCUUCGUGAGGUAACCACGCUCCACUACACGCUCCGCCCUUCCGCCACACACGCGCCCCUCCACCCCCUCGCACGCCCCCCCUCACGCACACAGCCAUGCACCCCGCCCCCCGUGGCACUCCAUGACGCCCCCGGGAGCCAGAGUGCCAAGUGACGUGUGACGAGUGCCUUCCCUGUGCUCUCUGGGGCCUGUACUGUGUGACUCUCCCUCUGUCUCUGUCCCUCCAUCCGUCUACUCUGGGAGGCUGAGGGCGGCCUUGACACACUGACGGAGAGGGUGAGGGAGCAGCGGGGGUGAGGCAGGGGUGAGGCAGGUGUGAGGCAGGUGUGUCCCUCGUUUGCCAGUCCUCACACCUCACGGAUAUAGUAGCGAGCUAUCUCCAGAGGGCGUAGCUAUCAAGGGACCUCCCCCGCCGACCUCCUCCCAGUCCUCCUCCUCCUCCUUCUGCACGAGACUGGAGCCACAGGUACGUCAGAGGGAGACUAAUUUAUACAGCGGCGCGAGGACCCAUGUGAGUCGCCGGGGGCCGCAGAACACCGUAUGCCAGCCCUGUGCCACGCCUGAACCCGCCUGAGGAACGGUGUUGGCGGCCGCGAUGGGGGAGAAGAGGCCGGCGGUGGCGGUGCUGGUGGUGGCGGCUGCGGUGUGGUGCUGCCUCCUCGCCGCUCCAGCACAGGCACGAGUGGCAGCUUUGGAUUUAGAAGAAGUCACCAUCCCGCCGCUGCUGGUGGAACAACCGGAGGCGAGGGAGAUCCUGUUCACCGUCACCCACGACCCUGAACAGCCCCCGGUACCCUUCACCCUACCAUGCAGCGCCGACGGCCUCCCCGCCCCCACGUACGAGUGGCUGAAGGACGGCCAGCACUACGACCCGAGCAAGAAGGGCCCGCGGGUGGAGCUGCAGGAGGGCGAAGGCACGCUGGUGUUCCACGUGCCGCGCCAAGAAGAUGAAGGGACGUAUCAGUGCCUGGCGGAGAACAGCGUGGGCGUGGCGCACAGUGACAUCGUGUCCGUGCGCCGCGCCGUCAUGGCCUACAUCCCCAAGCAGGAGCCCCGCGUGGUGACGGCGACGCAGGGCCGCCCCCUCCGCCUAGUCUGCGACGCCCCCGCUGGCCACCCCGACCCUUCCGUCCAGUGGUUCAUGCAGUCCUCUGAAGGGAAGCUGCGCAACAUGAACACGUCGCGGGUCACGAUGGACGCCGACGGUUCGCUCUGGUUCAGUCACGUGACCCCCGAGGACGUCACCCGCGACGCCUACUACGCAUGCGCCGCCUUCUCCGCCGCGAGCGGCCAGAUGAUACUGAUUGAGGACGAGGACGGCAACCUGGAGAUGGUGGAGCAGCUUCCCGCGGACCACGCCGGCGACGUCCUCAGCCUGCCGACCGAGUACCGCGUGGGCAACAGGUUCUAUCUCAACAUCAGCAACGAGGAGCCGACCACCAGCCUGGCACCCGAGGAACAGUUUGUCAGCCAUCACGAACAGACGGUACUGAAAGGCCACGACGUCAGGCUGUACUGCAUCUUCGGCGGAAACCCCCAGCCGGAGAUCCACUGGUGGCGGGGCAGCCGGGCGGACGUUGAGGGCGAGAAGAAGGAGCAGCACGGGCGCGUCCUGGUGCUGGAGGACGUGACGGAGGAGGACGCCGGCGCCUACUAUUGCCAGGCCAGCAGCACCGCCGGCCAGGCUAAUACGCGGCAGUUUCAUGUUUACGUCGAGGCGGAGCCCAAGUUCACGGUGGAGCCCGAGGUCAUCAACUUGCCGCAGGGGGAGACGGCGGUGUUCAGCUGCGAGGCCACGGGGGAGCCGCAGCCCGUCAUCACCUGGACCAAGAACGGCGAGGCACUGGACACACAUGACACCACGCUGGUGUUCGACAACCUGGACUUCAGCAAGAAGGCGUCGAUAGCCUGCAACGCCUCCAACGUGCAUGGCUACGUCUACAAGACCGUCUUCCUGAACGUGCUCUCUUUACCGCCGGAGUGGAUGACGGAGCCCGAUAGCGUGACGGUGCUGGAGGGAGACGCGGCAACCCUGGACUGCGAGGCGUACGGCUCCCCCAACCCCAACAUGACCUGGGCGCGUCUCGAGGGGGAGGAGCGAGUGUCCAUCCACGACGAGGACCCCAGAUACGACAUCGAGGACACUAAGCUGGUCAUCAAGUCUGUGGACACUACCUCCGCCGGCCGCUACGUCUGCACCGCCACCAACAAGUUCGGGUCGCUGGAGGCCGAGGCGGAGGUGUCCGCGAGGGCCAAGACGGAGGUGAAGGUGGACCUGUCGAGCGAGCGGGUGAAGGCGCGUGACCACGUGUCCCUCACCUGCCACGUUCGCGUCGACUCCCACCUGGAGCCCACCGUCACCUGGUUCAGGCAGGACGAGGAAGUCGACUUCGAGGACUCCAACUUCAUCCUCGCCCGCAGCGAAAACUCCGGAGACGAUGAUGACGACGACGACGACGAGGACGAUGACCGGCAACGGACGGAGGUGUGGGUGCUGGAGGUGAUGAAGGUGCACGGCCAGGACUCGGGCGUCUACACCUGCCAGGCCAAGACCGCCCUUGACCACGCCACGGACAACCUCAUCCUCACGGUGGAAGAUGUACCCAACCCACCCCGCAUCAACGCUGCUCAGUGUGGGGAACGCGAGGCUCUGCUUGACUGGUCCUCCAGUGGGGACAACAAUGCACCCUUGCAGGGUUAUGUUGUCCAGUAUGUGACACAGUUCCACCCUGAUGACUGGAAAGAUGCAGAGAACAAGAUCCCCACUUCCUCGCCAACAUACUCAAUGGAACUGAGCCCCGGCCUCAACUACACCUUCCGGGUCUUGGCAUUCAACCGUGUGGGGAUGUCCGAGCCAAGUGAAUACACCGAGUGUGCCUCUCCCGGACUGCCUCCUGACCAUAGCCCAGAGAAUGUGACAGUUCUGCCAGGUGAACCCGGCACCCUCGUUGUGUCAUGGCAGCCCAUGAAGCGUGAAGAACACAACGGCCCAGACUUCCAUUACAAGGUGCUGUGGCGACCUGUUGAAGACACUGAUGAUGAUGAUGGUGAUGAUGGUGGUGAUGAUGGUGAUGGUGAUGGUGAAGAGGAGGGAGAGGAGAGUGAUGCUACUCACCCUGAAAGCCCCGCAGAUGAGGACAACGGGGAUAAAGAGGGGGAUGAUGAUGACAGCUGGCACACCAUGGAGAUUGAUGACUGGACAAGGAGUGAGGUGACGCUGGACGGUCUGCCGCCCUACACUGAGUACCAGGUCAGGGUGGAGGCUCACAAUGCAUACGGUGCUGCCCCGCCCAUGGAUGUCACCCCCUCCUUCUUCUCAGGAGCUGACGUGCCUGAAGAUGCCCCCGAGGACCUGCAGGCCCUGGACGUGGACUCAACAGAGGUGGUGCUGACGUGGAGCCCCGUCAGCCCGGAGUCAGUGCGUGGCCCUCUGCUGGGCUACAAGGUUGAGUACUGGAUACACCCUGAUGAUGAUGACGAUGACAGUGAUGAUGGCAUCGUUGAGGAGGUGCUAGUGACUGGCCCCCAAGGCCGUGCCGAUGUUACCGACCUCCACCCAAACACUGCUUACCGCGCCCGUGUCAGCGUGGUGAACAAAGACUUCCCCGGCCCACCCAGCCCCACCCUGGCCUUCACCACCGCUGAGGGAGAAUCUGGGCCAGUUGUGAAUCUCAGGGCCAAACAGAUGGGAGAAAACAAUUUGCUGGUGGACUGGGACCAGCCCACAGAGCCAAAUGGAGUGAUAAAGAACUUCAGGGUACAGUAUACCCUGCUGAACGAGGCUGGUGAGGAGGAGGGCGAGACCCAUCUCCUUGAUGAGCAUCUGGCACCUGAUGUCACCAUGGUUAAGGUCCCAGGCCUGGAGGAAGGCGCCUCCUAUAGGGUCUCUGUCACUGCCAAGAAUGGGGCUGGCUGGGGUGAAGGAUCCUCAAUUGAUGUGGAUCUGGAAGCGACGGAGCCCCAGAAGCCUGCUGUGCCUGUGUUUGAGUGGUCGCUCAUACCAGAGUCAGAUGAUGACGAUGACGAUGAAGGCCUGGACAAGGACGGUGAUGGUGACGUGGACAAGGAUGACAUCAGAAACAAGAACAUGAUCAUUGGUGACACUGACGGGGACGGUGACGUGGACAGUGACGACGUGCUGGACACUGAUAAUGACGGCGACAUUGACGAAGAUGACAUUGAAGUGGCAGACAUCAACAACGACGGGGUGGUGGAUGAGAAGGAUGUGGCUGCUGCUGAUAGGGAUGGAGACGGUGACGUGGACAUUGCCGACAUUGGAGACGAGGAUGGGGAUGGUGACUUCGAUGGUGCAGAUGUUAUCGCUGCUGAUGAGGACAAGGAUGGUGAUAUUGACAUCGAGGACGAGAACGAGGAGAACACGCUGCUGGAGGACCGUGACCAGGACGGGGACAUCGACAGAGACGACGUGACGGACAUCAACCUGGAUGGGGUAAUUGACGAGAAGGACUUCAGGGCUGCCGACACUGACAACGAUGGGGAUGUCGACCAAGAUGACGUCGCGUUGGUUGACAAGGACGGCGAUGGCGACAUUGAUGCUGCCGACAUAGGUGAUCUUGAUGGUGAUGGUGUUGUGGAUGGUGACGACCUUGAGGUGACGGACAGGGAUGGUGAUGGUGAUGUUGAUGCGCGAGACUUCCAGCUAAGAAAGACCUUCCUCGCCGACACCAAUCAGGAUGGUGUGAUCAACGAAGACGACGUCCUUGAUACGGAUAAUGAUGGUGACAUCGACGGCGUGGACCGAGGCAUUGCGGACAUUAAUAACGAUGGUGAUGUGGACAUAAAUGACAUUAAAGCUGGCGACAGGGAUGGCGACGGUGAUGUUGAUGUUGCGGAUAUCGGAGACGAGGACAACGAUGGAGACAUUGACGGGUUCGAUGUCAUAGCAGCAGACGAAGAUGGUGACGGUGAUAUUGAUGCUGACGACGAUGAUGAGGAGCACACUUUACUGGAGGACAGGGAUGGUGACGGCGAUUUUGACCGUGACGACGUCGUGGAUAUGGAUGGUGACGGUGACGUGGACUUGGAGGACAUGGCUGCGGCUGACAUUGAUGACGAUGGUGAUGUAGACAUGGAUGACAUCAGAGCAGCAGACAAGGAUGGCGACGGGGAUGUAGAUGCUGCUGACGUUGCCGACCUUGAUGGUGAUGGAGAUAUCGACGCCGCUGACAUCGAGGUUGACGACCGUGAUGGUGACGGAGAUAUCGACGCCAAGGACUUCAUCUUCCAGGACACGCUCUUGGCUGACACGGACGGCGAUGGUGAUGUUGAUAAUGACGACGUUUUAGACAUUGACGGUGAUGGUGAUAUUGAUGAGGCUGACUUCAGGGCCGCAGACAUUGAUGAUGAUGGUGAUGUGGAUGCGGAUGAUGUGAGGGCAGGUGACAAGGAUGGUGACAACAAGGUGGAUGCCUUUGACGUUGAGGACAUUGAUGGUGAUGGUAUGAUCGAUGAAGAUGACCUGGAUGUGGAAGAUAGGGAUGGUGAUGGUGAUAUUGACAAACUUGACUUCAGGUUCCGUAACACUUUCUUGGCGGACACGAAUCUGGAUGGAAAGAUAGAUAAAGAUGAUGUUCUGGACACUGACAAUGAUGGGGAUGUUGAUGAGCAUGACUUUGAGGUUGCCGAUAUCAAUAAUGAUGGUGAUGUAGAUAGUGAUGACAUUCUCGCCGGGGACAGAGACCAUGAUGGGGACAUUGACAAAGCAGACAUUGGUGACGAAGAUGGUGAUGGUGACAUUGAUGGUGCGGAUGUUAUCGCCGCCGACGAGGACAAGGAUGGUGAUAUUGACGCCGCUGAUGAUGAUGGGGAGAGCAUGCUGCUCUUCGAUUCUGAUGAUGACGGCGACAUCGACCAAAACGACCUCCGUGAUAUUGAUGGUGACGGGAAGAUUGACGAGAGUGACCUUGAGAUGGCUGAUGUUGAUGGUGAUGGGGAUUUUGACGAGGCUGAUGUUCAGGCAGCUGACAGGGACGGAGAUGGGGAUGUUGACGCGGCUGACAUCCCCGACAUCGACGGAGACGGGGAUGUCGAUGGCAGGGACCUUCUCGCUGCGGACAAAGAUAACGACGGUGACAUCGACUCCUCGGACAUCAGGAAUCUCGACGUCUUUCUCAAGGACACAGACGGAGAUGGUGACGUGGAUGAAGACGAUGUAUUGGACUCAGAUCACGACGGGGACAUUGACGAAGAGGACAUCGCAGUGGCGGACAUAGAUAACGACGGGGACAUUGACGAAGAAGACGUGAGGGCAGGAGACCGUGAUGGGGAUGGGGACGUUGACUUCAAGGAUAUCGGGGACAUUGAUGGAGAUGGGGAUAUCGAUGGGAAUGACGUGGAGAUGGCUGACAAGGACGAUGAUGGUGAUAUAGAUGCGGCGGACGAGGGACGAGGCCUCACCAUCCGUAUUGACCUGAGACCAAGCUUUGAAGACCAUCCCGGUGCUGACUUCUACGUUCAAAGCAGGAGGAACGGGUCCAAGGAGUGGAAGAACUCGUCGGUGCAGCGCGAGGACCUGCAACAAACCGUCUCGGGCAUCGACCCGCGCCACGCCUACGAGGUGCGGGUGGUGGCGCGCGACGGGCCCUUCGAGACGCCCUCCGAGAUCAUCAUCAUCCCCGCCUCGGAAGGAGUGAAGAAGACCGCCACCUCGGGUGGUGGUGAGGUCCAUGAGACAUUGAAGAACGGGAAUGACAAUGAGGUGGAUGGUGACGAUACAUCCUUGACCGUAGAUGAUAGAGACCUUGACGACUCGACUGCAGGAGCCAAUAACAUGGAGGAGCCGACGGCGGUAGCGAAGAAGGAGGACCUGAACCCGAUCCUGUGGACGUGGUUUAUCAUCGCCAUCAUGGUCGCCGUCACCAUGAUCUGCGUCAUCUUCUUCUCCAUGUGGGUCUACAGCCAAAGGCUGGCGCGCGUGGCUGAGCUGAGGAAGGCGCUGUACAAGGGAUACGAACCCGCGGAGCCUGAGCCCAUCAAGAAGGAGGUGGACCUUGAAGCCGGGAAGCCAGAGGAGCCCGUGGAGGACGAGAUGACGGCGAACUUCCAGCGAAAAGAAUUCAGGAAGUCUUGGUAUCACGUACAACUCGCGGCCAUGAUGAAGCGGCAGGAGACCAUUCAGAGCGUGGACUCCUUCGCUUCCCACGACGACGACUUCGCAGAGUACGGAGACGAGAGCAUGGCCAUUGACCUGCUCAGUUCGGUAUCAUUGGUAACAAACCCAAGACACCAGAGACCUCCUCCUGUGCCGCGUACCUGAGCACAGCACCAGGUCGCUUCACGGACGAUGGCUCACUCAUCUACCAAAAGGUGUGAGGCGGAGUGAGUGUCUGAAUCACCACCACCACCACCACCGUCACCACACGUCACCUGUCUGUUCGUCUGUCUGGGUGGUGAGCUCACUGCCUGAACCACACACACCUGGAGACCGAAGCCCCCCCGUGUCGGCAUCCGCGUGACCCCCCCUCCCCCCCCUCUCGCCACCACACCCGUCACCGUCAUCACCACACCCACAUUAAUAUAUUCCUCCCCCAAGGUCACCGCGGAUAGCAGUCACCGAAACGGGCUUCCUUCCUUACUAUUUUUAUGCCAUUCACACUUAAUAGCGAAUGUGUGUGUGUGUGUGUGUGUGUGUGUGUGUGUGUGUGUGUGUGUGUGUGUGUGCAAUCUGACGGUAUUGCCAUGAGGCGGCCGCGUUCGUUUGAGAGCGUGUAGGUGUGUGUAGGUGUGUGUGUACCUCGUCCACAUACAUACACAUAUACGUACAAGCAGUGUGCACAUGUCAUCUGCAUGUAUACGCGCUGCAAUAGUUCAUGGAGUCUUUUUUUCUCUCAAAUUUCUGUUACAAGAUUAAUAUUACUGCCAGACAUACAACAUCCAUCGCGCAGUUCAUGCCGGGCCGACUACACGCUAAGAAGAGUCUACAAACAGUUCGGGCAGCACAGCGUCCUUGGGUUGUGAUAUGUCCCAAGGAGCGUAAUGGUUGGACGUUCGAGUUUUCGGCCAAAGAAAAGAAGAAGCGAUCCUCCGGCAAUCCAGUCCCGUUCUCUCACCAUUGUUUCAUCAUAGUUCACCCGCAGCUGCGUAAAGAAAACGUAUCAAGGGUAGUAACGAAGCAAACACAUCAUAUCAGCCGCCUCUCACGUAAGAUUGUCAAGGAGAGAGAAACUUUGAUCUGCGACUGUGAAGCGGCGAGUGUUUGCUGCCCACUCAGGAGGUGUUGAGGUGUUUGUUUUAAGGAUAUAUACACACGACGGAUGCUUGACGAGGCGUUCAGGAAGUCCGUGAGGCAAGACAGGUUAAGUCACUCGAGCCUCUGAAAGCUGUACUACCGAAUCAAACGACCCAGGUGGAUAAUAGUCAUACUACAUACAAGCAUACAUUCAUAACAAUAAGAUAUAUGUAUACAGGCUAUGUUGAGACUGUUUUCAUCUCAGUAAUUUGUAACUUCAUUGUGCUUCAUGCUGACACACACUUCACCUGAGAGCAUGCCAGCCUCGUCUGACGUGACCGAGGGCAGUUCGCGGUGGUCUUGUCGCCGAGUGGCAGAAAACAAUCUUGCCACGCGCCGCCGCAGCUGCUCGCGCUAAAGAUGUAAAUGUACUGUAUAUGCUUCUGGACUUGACCUGUAUCUUGCGCUGCCAACCAUGAUAUUCCUCGUACUGUGGCUUUAGACGGGCCAUAAAGCUAACCAGUGGCUGAGGACCUGUGUGGGGUUCAAGAGGAGGCGUCGUUGGUCCUCCUCCUACUACGCCCUCGGCUGUGCCAGUCACACAUCCCAUGGACUUGUGUAUUGGUGUGAAGUGGUUUGAGUCUUCCUGAUAAAUAUCUUCCUCGGUAAACUGAGAAUGUACAUAACUAAUUCUUGCGACCUAGAGGUGCCCUUUCAAACUAAUUCUCCCCCUCCCCCAUUUUCUUUUUCUUUAGUCUUUCCCUCCCCCCCUCUCCCCUCCUUUACGGGCCAAUAUGUUGUUCGGGUCACGUGGUGGUAUCGAACCCUGGCCACUCGCGCGCCGCUGAGCACCACCGCCUCUCGAAUCUUGGGUACUCCUCUGGCGCUGUGUUCCUCAUUCUCCAUUUUUCUUUUCUUUCUCACAUGAUGACGUGUAAGUUGGCACGUGAGAGAGCAAAAUCUAGUUUCUUAGUGUAAAGUUAAAAGUUGGUGUUUUAUCAUGAGAAUCCCACUGUUUCGCGUCUUGCCUCCGUCACCGCUAACACGAGCAUGCAGAUGUAUUUUUCAGGGAACUUCUUUCCUUCUGUUGAUGUUUUACGGGGAAGUGUGACCAAGUGUUGGGUUUAAAAAUUGGGUCCCUUUUUUAAUGUUGUGAGGUGGAGUUAUUUCCCAUCAUAUUUUUGUGAGGCGGGAAGCUGUGUUCCUGUGCAUAUGUGUAAAAAUAACCUGAGCAUUCUCAAGUGUGGCUGCGUGUGUGGCUGUCUGGGCGUGUGCGUAAGGGUGCAAGUGGUAGUCUAAUAGUGUGUGUGUGUGUGUGUGUGUGUGUGUGUGUGUGUGUGUGUGUGUGUGUGUGUGUGUAACUCCCUCCUGCGUCCAUUCUUAUUCUCCCGGUCAUUAUCUUCUAUGUUAAUUUUCAAUAAAGUGUUAAGUUAU